Messenger RNA from Cynara cardunculus var. scolymus (artichoke), 942 nucleotides. RefSeq lists its product as uncharacterized. Lineage: Eukaryota; Viridiplantae; Streptophyta; Magnoliopsida; Asterales; Asteraceae. The record is from RefSeq and is a predicted model, not a curated record. The coding region runs from base 1 to 942 and encodes 313 amino acids. The transcript is spliced from 3 exons.
AUGUCAGUGGUGGACUACGAAACCGAGUUCAAUCAUAAAGCACAGUUUGCCACACGUUUCUUGACUACAGAACAGGAACGUGUAGACCACUUUAUAGACGGAUUGCGAUCAGAGAUUCAAGAUGUCGUCGCCAAUCGUGAUAUAUCGGAGUUUGAGAAAGCGGUGGAAUCUGCACGAUGGCGCGAGCAUGAUUUGACCCGCUCGGAUUGUAAUCCAGCUCCGCCAGCCAAGCGACCUCGAAUUGAAGCUGAUAAAGUUUACAAAGAUUGUGUGUUGCAAUUAGAUGAGCAUGAGUUUGUCAUAGAUCUUGUACCGAUGGAUAUCCAUAGCUUUGAUAUAAUUAUUGCUAUGGAUUGGUUGGCUAAGAAUCGGGCUGAUAUUUUGUGUUUUCAACGCAUAAUCCGUAUACCGAACGACGUCGACUAUUUAUAUGUUUACAGUGAAAAGCGUAAAGGGGACGUAAAGUUGAUUUCUACGCUUAAAGCUCGAAGACACCUAUCUAAAGCGUUCAUGGAUAUGAUGAAUCGCGUGUGCCGGCCAAUGUUGGACAAAUCUGUGAUCGUGUUUAUAGGCGAUAUUCUUGUAUAUUCCAAAUCUGAAGCGGAUCACGUGAAGCAUUUGUGUGAGAUGCUUGAAACACUUCGACAAGAGCGUCUAUAUGCUAAAUUUUCGAAAUGUGAAUUUUGGCUACGUCAKGUGCAAUUCCUAGGUCAUACGAUUUCUUGUGACGGUGUGUCGGUUGACCCGUCCAAAGUUGAAGCUGUAAAGAAUUGGGAGCAACCUAAGAAUGCAUCUGAGAUUCGUCGUUUUCUUGGACUCGCGGGUUAUUAUAGACGAUUCAUACGAGAUUUCUCUAAAAUUGUUGUGCCUUUAACUUCGUUGACCGGGAAGAUGUCAAGUUCGAAUGGGGUGAAGCUCAAGAGAAUGCUUUUCAGGUGUUAA